Beta vulgaris subsp. vulgaris (sugar beet) is the source of this 1771-nucleotide messenger RNA. Its product is annotated as F-box/FBD/LRR-repeat protein At1g13570. The record is from RefSeq and is a predicted model, not a curated record. The coding region runs from base 245 to 1582 and encodes 445 amino acids. Gene Ontology annotation, molecular function: protein binding. Lineage: Eukaryota; Viridiplantae; Streptophyta; Magnoliopsida; Caryophyllales; Amaranthaceae. The transcript is spliced from 4 exons.
UAUCACUCCUCGUGUAACGCCUCUCAUUGCUAUCUUUCUCUUUCUCUUUCUCCUCUCACGCCUUCUCUCUAUCCAAUCUAUCACUAUAAUCUCUCGAAUAAACAAAAUUUACGCCGGAAACAAUUGGAAUUUGGAGAGUGAAAAAUAGGCUAACAACCCCAGUUUCUAUCUUAAAGUUCAAUUGCAGAAGAAUUAGAGGUUAGAUAUCGAAGCUUUUUUCGACGAUAUCCAUAAAAUUGAAGAUAUGAACCAUAAAAAAUCCAAGAUAAGACUCAAUAACAGUAGCCUUGAUAUGAUCAGUAAUCUGCCGACCGAUGUGAUACACGAACUCUUGGAACGCUUAUCUCUCAAGGAUGCUGCACAAAUGAGUGUUCUUUCACAUAAGUGGCGAGACAUUUGGACUUCGAAUCCCCAUCUUGUUUUCGAUGAACCAUUUUUUGCAAGAGUCCAUACACAGGAAGUACGCGACACUGAUAAAUUUUGCAAUAUUGUGAGCAAAAUACUCUUUCAACAUGAAGGUCCCAUUCUUAAGUUUUCAUUGUAUGUUCCUCUUGGAAUAUCCUGUCCAGAUGUUGCUCAGUGGAUAUCCUAUCUUUCAAGAAAUGGUCUUAAGGAUUUUAGCCUUUGUAACAUGUACAGGGCAAUGCCUCUUCAGUUGGGCUCGCGUCUUUUCUCCUGUGUUGACUUGGAGAACUUGAAGCUUACUUGCUGCAUAUUCAGCCCUCCUCCUGAUUUCAGGGGCUUUCCGAAGCUGAUAUGUCUUGAGCUUGACAGAGUCGUUAUAAACUACACCACUUUCAAAAAUCUAAUUGGCAGUUGUCCUGUACUACAAAAAAUAGUUUUAACAAACUUUACCGGUUUGCAGCACAGGCAUGUUAUCAUUGAUGCCCCUAACCUCAGAUAUUUGACUCUUGAUUGGGCAUUCAAGUCAGUUUAUGUGAAAUGCUGUGAGAAUCUUGUGUCAGCGUCAAUUGGUUUGCCGAAAUUGGUCAAGGUUCAUAACAAGGCCAGUUUAGGUGAUCUGGUUAAAGUUCUUACAAACUCGAGUGAACUUGAAAGGCUUUGUUUAAGAAGUCACCUAUGUAGGAUUUUGUUUACAGAAUGUAAUCUUCAUACUGCCUCUCAGAAGCUAAGAAAUCUGGAUUUGUUAGACCUUCACUUGGAUUUUCAGGAUGAUGUCUUUUCUGUGUUUAGCUGUAUUCAGAGCUUUCCUAACAUUGAAACACUUAAAAUCUCUGUUCAUAGCAGCACAAAUCUGGCUGAGCAUGUGUUGGACUACAAUGCUGACGGUACAUUACACAACCUCCGUUGUGCCAAAGUUCGACUUUUGGUUGCUUCUACUACAGAGAUGAAGUUGAUUGAGUUUUUGCUUGCUUGCUCCCCUGUGCUUGAGAAAUUAUUAGUACAUGCACCUACCGUCAAGGGCUCGUCUCGCUUGAAGAUGUUAGUGCAGUUAAAUCGGUUUCGGAGAAUAUCACAGAAGGUAGAAGUCAUUUGCCCAGUGUCUGUAGUUAUCACCUCAGCUUCUAGCUCAGAUUCCCCAUCUGCUGAAUCCGCCUAUGAUUCUAGUGAUUCGGAUUGAUAUCUAUAUUUGUUAGUUGUGGACAAGGGAGUGAUCGAUUAGUUUAUAGAUAUUAGAGUUAAAGGUCAAUAUGCUUAGGUGCUAUAUAUUAGAAUCAUUGGAUUGUUUCUUGGUGUGUUUGGUACUUUGCUACAAUUUUCCUCAGGCUUAUAAUUGCACAGUAGCAUUUGCUUCCAUAUUAUUAUUGUA